AUGCUUGGAAUAUGGGGGGUUGGUGGUUGUGGUAAGACUACUCUUGCUUCUUCCAUAUAUGAUGAAAUCUGUAGGCAGUUUGAUGGUUGCUACUUUAUUCAAAAUAUUCGAGAGGAAGCAAGCAGGUAUGGUCUGCGAAAGUUGGAAGAAGAUAUUCUCUCAAAAAUGGGAGUAGAUAGAGUUGGAGGAGGAAGACGCAUGAUAAAGGAUAGGCUGUGCCAUAGAAAGGUCUUGAUUGUUUUUGAUGAUGUUGAUAACCUUGAACAACUCAAAGCGUUAGCAGGAUCGCAUGAUUGGUUCGGUGAAGGAAGUCUAAUAAUAAUUACAACAAGAGACGAGCAUUUAUUAAAUAUUCAAAAAGUCGAUGUGAUACACGAAAUUACCUUGUUAAAUAAUAAUGAGGGCAUGGAGCUUUUCUGCAAGCAUGCACCCCGGGGUGAUAGACGUGUUGAAGAUUAUGAGGUGCUUACAAAUGAUGUGGUUUCUUAUGCUGGCGGGCUCCCAUUAGCACUAAGAGUUCUCGGUUGUUUUCUAUGUCACAAAGAUAUGAAUCAGUGGAGGAGUGCAAUAGUCAGACUGAAAGAGAUCCCAGAUACUAAUAUUCUGGGAAAGCUAGAAGACCUUGACAAGAUCGAAGCAAUAAAAAUAGAUUUUUGGUUUCAGCCAGAAUCAGAGGAAGAACAAGAUCUUCCUUGGUUUUCUUCAAACAUGAAGAACCUUCGGUAUAUGGAAUCGAUACGUGAUCCUGCAAAAUCAUUGUUUAAUGACCUUCCACUAAGGGAGCUUUGUUGUCUUAUAUUGUCCCAUGGCUCUCAAAAACAACUUUGGGAGGGUUGUAAGUUGCUGCCAAGUUUGAAGUUAUUGAAACUUUACAGUUUGAAGAAGCUAAUCAUGACACCGGAUUUUAAUGGACUUCCAAAUCUUGAAAGAUUCAUUCUUAAGGCAUGUGGUUGUUUAAAAGAGAUUGAUCCAUCGAUUGGAUGCUUUGAAGACCUUGUUUUCUUUUCUGUAGAAGGUUGUCCCAGUCUUGAGAUGUUUCCACCCAUUUGGGGAAUAAAGAAACUGGAGAGCUUUUCAUUCCCAGAGCACCCCAAACUUGUUAAGUUUGCAAAGAUCCACCGACAGAAGAUGGAUAAUUCACCACUUCUUGAUUUGGAUAAUAGUGGGAAUGAAGUUGCAUCCUACAUAGAAUCUUGUCAGAACUUAUUUUUUGUUAUUUGUUGGAGGUGUGGUUGCAGUAAUCUUCCUGGUGUAGAAUGUUGUGUAGAGGAGCCUUUUUUAUGUUGGUUAGGGAUUUUCCACAACUUGCAAGAACUCCGUUUCUUAAGGAACUUGGAUCUGAGGGAGUGCAAUUUGGGAGAUGAAGACAUAGGCUCUGAUGUUUUAGAGUUUCCAAACCUGCAACAACUCAAUCUAAGAGGAAAUAAGUUUUCACGGUUAAGUUUUAAUUGCUUGCGACUUCCUCGGCUCAAAUGGCUAGACGUGUCAUACUGCUUUGACCUGGUACAACUGUCUGAUCUGCCAUCAAGUAUAGUUGUUGUUAAGGCGGUUCAUUGUAUGUCACUUGAAAGGUUUGGAGACAUUUCAAACUGUAAAUGGUUGUGGAAAGUCUUACUUCAGGGAAAGAACAAAGUAGGUCCACUUGUUGGUGAGAUAUUACUAGAUUCCAUGUUCCAGGGGAAUGCUAUUGAAGAUCAUUUUAUCAGUUUCUCUAUUCCACGUCAGAUUCCAAAGGGGUUUGCAGGUAGGUCCUUUAGGGGAAAAAGAUUUACAAAGCGUCUCCCACAUGUUAAAUACGAUGCCGACUCGUUUAGACUGCGUCUUCCAGAUGAUUGGUGCAAUGACUUUUCUGGGUUCUUAAUACGUGUUGUUACCCUUUUUGGACAUUUGAAAAUAGACGUGAUCAUGAAAGAGUAG
Molecule: messenger RNA, 1917 nt
Organism: Lactuca virosa
Lineage: Eukaryota; Viridiplantae; Streptophyta; Magnoliopsida; Asterales; Asteraceae
Source: the annotation of a GenBank genome assembly